GCCGAUUAGGAUUUGGAUUCAUUCACCAUAGAAGUUAGAGGGAGAUCGACCAUUUAGGGUUAGAUUUGCUCGAAUCUCUCUCCUCCCAUUCGAUCCCUCUCCUCCUCCACUCCCACGGCGCCAAGGCAGGUACCAAAUCGGGUUCCCGUCGGCAUGUAAUUGACUCGCUUCAUAAACGAAGAAAACGCAAGCUCAACGAUAUCCAAUUGCAACAGAGGAGAGAUGGCGAGCAACAACGGAGAACCGAGCUCUGCCCCGCAGCUGGACAGAUGGUACAACAUCAGAUUGGGCUCCUCCUUCAAAGAUCCUUCUUCCACCAAAUUCUGCACGCUUCGAUAUGAGUUUAAGCCAGCCUCAAUUGAUAAGAGCCAGGCUGGAUCACUGCAUAAGAGUAAGGAGAACAGGGUCACUGUGGAAUUCCACAACAAUCAGCCUGGGAAGCCGAAGGUGACCUUUGAAGGCAGCAGUGAGGACUACAAGGACAAUGAUGGGGUCUUAUUUUUUGAUGGGGAGACAUUUCGGUUAGAGAGAUUACAUCGGGCUGUGAAGAGAUUGAGGCAUGUUCGGCUGCCUGGGGAGUCUGCUGCUGCAGCUAAUAUGGUAUCUGCAGCUUCAACUGGCGCAAGCGUAGAGUCUCGUUCUCCUCCACUUGGAAAGAUUGCGAAACUGCAGACAUUGAGCAAAAGUGUAGUGCAUUCAGUGCCUGUUGAGGUAGAACGCAUUGAUAUUGGUGAGCCAGAAAGCCCAGGUCCAAAACCCACAAAUAAGAGCACCAGCUAUCAAUCGAUUCCUCCAAAUUCAUCAUCGAUGUCCCCUGAUCCAAAAUCUUAUGAACCAGAGGAGAACCUGGAUAUACUUGGCGAUGAUGACAGAGGGACACCAAAUAAGACGAGUGCUGGAGGACAGACAGCGGCCAUUGGGUUUGAUAUCAACAUUCCAAAUCAGAAUGAAACUGAUGAUGAGAUUGCAGAUGUGGAUGUAAGUGAUGAAGCAGAUGAGGGGCCCAAUGCUGCUGAAGCUCUGCGAGCUCAGGUGAAUGCAGCGGAGGAGAAGCAACAGCAGGAGACCUCCAGCUCCAGCAGCAGCAGUGAAAGUGGCAGCAGUGGCAGUGGUAGCGGAAGUGGGAGCAGCAGCAGUGAUAGCGAGGGCAGCGAUGAUGACUCUGCUAGCUCCGGUGGUGAUAUUGAAAUUUGAGAACCAUUCAGCUUUGAUCAUGUCUUGGUGGAUAUCGUCGGAUGUGGCAAUUGGAAAUUGUGGGUUUGUUAGAUAGCGGGCAGUUCGAGCAAUUCGGACUAAUAUAAUUGGCCUUUUUUACCAUUAUAUGAGCGAGGAAUUACAAUGUCAUUCCCCAUGUCAGUAAUCCUAUCCUAUUUUAUCUGUUACAAUGGAUUUUGACGAAUACGAAGCACAAGCUGUGCAGCUAUUGUAAUUUGUUGCCUGGAUAAGCCAAUCUUCACCAUGACAGAUUAAAUAUAAAACAAAAAAGGCUCCCUCUCGUUUCUGUGUC
Phoenix dactylifera (date palm) is the source of this 1507-nucleotide messenger RNA. Its product is annotated as RNA polymerase II transcription elongation factor. Gene Ontology annotation, cellular component: super elongation complex. Gene Ontology annotation, molecular function: transcription elongation factor activity. The record is from RefSeq and is a predicted model, not a curated record. NCBI's taxonomy places the organism in Eukaryota, Viridiplantae, Streptophyta, Magnoliopsida, Arecales, Arecaceae. Gene Ontology annotation, biological process: transcription elongation by RNA polymerase II.